CCCGUCGCCGCGCGCCUCGCCGCGGCCGCGCAACGCGCGACCGCCCCCUCUUGCGGCAGGCGCUCGGCCGUGCCCGGUGGCCGCCCACGUCUUCGGAGGGGCUGCGGGCGCGGCGGCCGCUGGCAUCGCCCUGGUGUGCAUCCCGCGGGCCGCGGCGGGGCCGCGGCCAUGA
Molecule: messenger RNA, 172 nt
Organism: Prorocentrum cordatum
Lineage: Eukaryota; Dinophyceae; Prorocentrales; Prorocentraceae
Source: the annotation of a GenBank genome assembly